AUGACCACAAAGCCAACACAGGCCAGUAACGAUGACGCUAUAGCCGUCCUAGGCGGAGGGCCCGCCGGCAUGGCGUGUGCGCUUGCCCUGAUCAAGGUCGGCUUUAAAGUCCGACUGUUUGAGCGGUACGACCGCGCCCGGCCCGCCGGCAACAUCCUCAACCUGUGGCCGCCGCCCAUCUACGCGCUCAAGUGCAUGGGCGUCGACAUCGACGACCUCGGCGCGCCGUGCCACGCCUCCUUUCGCAACCCCAACGGCCACGUCCGCGCCGACGUCAAGCUGCCCCAGGACGUCCUGGACAAGUACGGCGGUGGGUUCAUAGGCCUGCUGCGCCCGGACCUGUACACGCGCAUGCUCGAGGCUGUGCCGGAGGGCACGAUGGAGUUUGGCAAACAGGUCGUCGACAUCAAGGACCUGGGCCACUGCGUCGAGCUCACGCUCGCCGAUGGCUCGGUGGUCAAGACGCCGCUGCUGGUGGGCGCCGACGGCAUCGACUCGACGGUCCGCCAGCAUCUUUGGGGUCAGGCACCCAAGCGCUCGCACAACCUGAUGAUCAUUGGCGGCUUCACCUUCACCGAAGCGGUGGAGACGGAGCUGAACGAGUGCGUCAUCACGCACAACCCCCAAGUCCAGGGUACCUACACCACGAUCCUCAGCAAAGGCAGGCGGGGCCACCAGUGGUGGCUGCUGCAGGCCUGGCCCGAAUCCAAACCCGACCCGGAGAAGCUCAAGGAGUGUGCGCUCGACGGCGCCGCCGGGUUCCCCAACGGACCGCUCCGGGACCUGGUGGCGGCGACGCCGGCGGAAAACCUGCAGACGUGGCGGAUCCGGGACCGCGAGCCGCUGCGGCAGUGGUCCAAGGGCCGCAUCACGCUGGCCGGGGACGCUGCGCACGCGACGUCGCCGUACGCGGCCUACGGCGCGGGCAUGUCCAUCUGCGACGGGUACUUUCUGGCCAGGCUGCUCCGCGGCAGGUCGCUGAGCGACACGGAGGCGGUGGCCGGGGCGCUGCGCGAGUACGACGCGUGCCGGAUCCCGCACACGUCGGACCAGGUCAAUCUGGCUUACUUCCUCGGCCGUCUGUUUCACCAAGUGCCGUGGCCGCUCACGUUCCUGCGGGACCUGGUGCUGGAUUGGACGGCCCUGCUGCAGAGGGAGGUGGGCGAGCGUAGCCCCGGGGAGAUUGUCAAGCAGCUGGAUGAGAUGGGCGACGGGCUUUGA
Pyricularia grisea is the source of this 1221-nucleotide messenger RNA. RefSeq lists its product as uncharacterized. Gene Ontology annotation, molecular function: monooxygenase activity; FAD binding. The transcript has a single exon. Bases 1 to 1221 code for a protein of 406 amino acids. The record is from RefSeq and is a predicted model, not a curated record. NCBI's taxonomy places the organism in Eukaryota, Fungi, Ascomycota, Sordariomycetes, Magnaporthales, Pyriculariaceae.